AUGGCAUCAAGAGCAACACCGUUACUCUCAUUCACUUUGCGGCAACUGCGCCCUCAACGGCUUCGCGCAAUCCCCUUGCAACAGUCGACCUUCCGCUCUGCAAAGCCCUUCUCCCCCAUCGUCAUCCGAGCAGCACACUCGAUUCCCCGCCCACCCAAGAAACCAGUAUACUUGAACCCCGAAGCCGAAGCGCAAGCAAACGAAUCCAGCGAGGCGCCCGCAAGCGAAGGAGAACGCCCAGAGGUCAAUCCUGCAUACUACCAGCUGUCGUUUACUUGUGUGCCAUGCGGUCAUCGCAGCCACCAUAAUGUCUCGAAGCAAGGGUAUCACACGGGCUCGGUCCUUAUCACUUGCCCUAGUUGUCGAAAUCGACAUGUCAUCAGCGACCAUUUAAAUAUCUUUGGAGAGAGGAAGGUGACAGUCGAGGACUUGAUGCGAGAACAGGGAAGACUGGUCAAGAGAGGCAGUCUAGGUGAGGAUGGGGAUAUUGAAUUUUGGCCCGAAGAGACAAGUGGUCAGACAGAAACAGCGAAGGAGUGA
Molecule: messenger RNA, 540 nt
Organism: Metarhizium brunneum ARSEF 3297
Lineage: Eukaryota; Fungi; Ascomycota; Sordariomycetes; Hypocreales; Clavicipitaceae
Source: RefSeq, a predicted model, not a curated record